Rhinichthys klamathensis goyatoka is the source of this 978-nucleotide messenger RNA. RefSeq lists its product as uncharacterized. The transcript has a single exon. Gene Ontology annotation, molecular function: G protein-coupled receptor activity. Gene Ontology annotation, cellular component: membrane. NCBI's taxonomy places the organism in Eukaryota, Metazoa, Chordata, Actinopteri, Cypriniformes, Leuciscidae. Gene Ontology annotation, biological process: G protein-coupled receptor signaling pathway; sensory perception of taste. Bases 1 to 978 code for a protein of 325 amino acids. The record is from RefSeq and is a predicted model, not a curated record.
AUGCUGUCACCUGAGGGCAAACUCGUGGCCUGGAUGCUGACCGGCUUCUUGGCAAUUCUCACCAUCUUCUUCAACAUGUACCUGCUUCUGGUCACCAACAGAAGCUACCGGAAGAAGCACAAGCUCAACCCUGCCGACUUCAUCAUCACGGCCAUCGCCCUGGCCAGCAUCUCCCAGCAGGUUCUCACUUACUUAUGGCAGACGAUAGACGUGAUCGACACCGUGUGCCGAAUCAGCUUGAUGGCGGCCAUCCUGCUGGUGCUCAUCUUCAGCUUGAAGCUCAUCAUAAUCUGGAGCACGGCGUUCCUGACCUUCUACUACGGCACAAAGCUGGUGAUGGAGCCCGUCCACUUCUACACACGCAUCCAGGAGGCCAUCGUCCAGCACGUCCACACCGCCCUGGCGCUCAUCUUCAUAAGCGGCUUCGCCAAUUGCGUUCCCUUGCUGAGCGUUCUCACUUAUUACAACGGCACAAGCACUGAAUUUGGCGAUUGCGGGUCCAUCAUGCCCACCGAUACGACCGGGCUCGCCUACAUCUUCUACUACGUGAUCAUCUCCGACAUCCUUCCGGGCAUUGUGAUGGUCAAAUGCAGCAUUUCGAUCUCAUACCACCUGGCAAAACAUCUUCUGGAGAUGAAGGCCAGCAGCAACGGAGCCCACGGGCCCAAGUUAGGCACGCAGAUGCGGGUCAUCAAGAUGACCCUGAGCCUGGUGGUCGUGUACAUUUGCUUCGUGGCCAUGGACAUCUACACACAGAUGACGGUGGUGCUGAUGAGGCAGAACACGCUCGCACUGUCCAUUCUCUUUGCCAGCGUCUACACCACGGUCAGCGCGUUCGUGCUGGUUUACGGUAAAAAGAGCUACUGGAAGGAACUGAUCGCCUCCUAUAACCUCUUUUUAGAAGAGUACCCUUGUUUCAGCAGCAUGAAGGUCGAAGAGGUCAAAACAGAACCGCAUGAGCACAGCCACGGGCACUAA